GACCCCUAUUCAUGUUGCAGCUGCCAAUGGUCACACAGACUGCCUGCUCAUGAUGAUUGAGAAUGGGGAGGAUGGAGAUCUCACCAAUGUCACAGACACAUUUGGACAGCGGUGUUUGGCCGCACAGACUGUGUGUCUGUCCUGCUGGAGCACAAAGCUUCUGCACUGUGUCGGGACACCCAGGGUAGCACACCGCUCCAUUACGCUGCAUCCAGAGGUCAUGCUGAGAUACUAGCCAGUCUGGUCCAGGCCGCCAUGGCCAGUGACCCCUUAGAUAAACUGCUGGACAACAAACAAUACACCCCAUUACACUGGGCCGCUUACAAAGGGCAUGAAGACUGUUUGGAGGUUUUACUUGAACAUAAAACAUUUCCCCACGAAGAGGGAAACCCUUUCACCCCACUGCACUGUGCUCUGAUAAAUGGUCAUAGCGGUGCUGCAGAGAGGCUGCUGGAAUCGGCAGGGGUCCAUAUGAUUAACACCAGAGAUGCCAAAGGAAGGACCCCGCUUCAUGCUGCUGCAUUUGCCGAGGAUGUGGCUGGGCUUCAGCUGGUGCUUCGCCACGGAGCAGAGAUCAAUGCAGUGGACAAAACUGGAUGCUCUGCACUGAUGGUUGCUGCUGACAAGGGACAGAGCGGCACUGUGGCCAUACUUCUUCAUCGGGCCAAGGCUGACCUGACACUGCUGGAUGACAACAGGAACACUGCCCUGCACUUGGCCUGCAGCAAGGCCCAUGAGAUGUGUGCCCUGCUGAUCUUGGGGGAGAUCCAUAAUCCAACUCUCAUAAAUGCCACCAACAGUGCACUGCAAAUGCCCCUCCAUCUUGCAGCACGUAAUGGCUUGGCCACAGUGGUGCAGGCUCUGCUGAGUAGAGGAGCCACUGUGCUGGCUGUGGAUGAGGAAGGCCACACCCCAGCCCUGGCCUGCGCCCCCAACAAGGAUGUGGCUGACUGCCUGGCUCUGAUCCUGUCUACCAUGAAGCCUUUCCCCAUGGACCCUUCUUCCUGCUCCUGCUCCUCCCCUACUGUCUCCCCCUCCCCGGGUCUCAACCUGUUGAAGCACUGCGGCAUCACUGCUGCCUGCACCUCCCUUCCCAACGGCGGCCUCCACAAUGGCUACGUCAAAGACCGCCACGGCGCAGCUGUCGGCCUGGACAGCUGUCUGUCUGAGUGAGGCCUUCUGCCCCACUCAGUCAGCUGCUAUCAUCUUCAUCACCACCAGGGGCGACUCCCUUUAACAUGGCCCCAGAGGACCAGGAGAGCACCCACCCACAUGUCUGUUCUCCAUGUAUGUAUGUAUGUAUGUAUGUAUGUAUGUAUGUAUGUAUGUAUGUGUUUGCGUGUCAGUUUGUGUGUGUGUGUGUGUGCGUGCGUGAGUGUAUUUGGUCUUCUCUUGAGGUGCAGUCAAACCUAAUAUGCAAUUAGAUCCCAUCCCUCCAUCUCCUAGUAGUGUUCAGUACUAAUAGACUGAUUUGCUCUACAAGGUCACUUGAAUGAAGUAUGGCUUCCAAGAUGGAUGCUGGCAAUCUGGCCAUCCCUAACUCAUUGAACCCUUUAAAAUCAUGUUGACGUAACCAUAUAACUGACAGCUAAUAGCAUGGAGACCUCUGUAUCCUCGUCCAUCUUUCUGCCCAUAUCAUCCAGUAUUUAAAGUCAUAUCAUGUUUGAUCAGUUGUGGUGACCUUGUAGAGGAAUGCACAGCCUUCCCAAAAGAAUGAUCAAAGAAGUUUUUUUUUUUUUUUUAGUCCUUUUAGCCUAGAUUUUUAUGAAGGAACCAUACAAGGGAAAAAUCUAAAUUUUGCUUAAGAGUGCAAUGCUAAUGUACUACAGUACAAUCCUAAAUUUGGAAAAGGGUCACAAAGAUAUUAUUUCCGUAGUGUACUUUACCUGUACAGCUUAGAAUGGUUUUGGCAUUUUCACGAAAAAAAAAAAAAUUGGCAAUGCUGCUGAAUAUGUUUAAGCGCGUCUCCUUGCGAAGGAGGGCCACGUUUCCGUUGGCGUUUCAACAUCAAUUGUUCUCAAUGCCAACUUGAUGUUUUAAAGAUAAGUGUUUUGUUAAGCUAGAAUGUUUCUAAGGAUAUAAGUUUUGACCAAAGUUGAUCAACACUACUAUGGCUAUAAAUUAUUUAUUUGAGAUGAACUGUACUGUAUAGAGAAAGACAAUAGAUCUCGAUAUACCUCGUCGACUCGUUUAGCAGCUGCUUCAUCUUCACCCAGGGUCCGUAGGCCUAAUGUUCUCUCUCUCUCUCUCGGCAGAGCUAGAGAACCAUUGUAGGGUAGUGACUGACUGAGGCCUUGUUUAUUUCUAGAUGAAGGCUUUACUAGUAAUAUCUGCCAACAACACCUCA
Molecule: messenger RNA, 2347 nt
Organism: Lampris incognitus (smalleye Pacific opah)
Lineage: Eukaryota; Metazoa; Chordata; Actinopteri; Lampriformes; Lampridae
Product: serine/threonine-protein phosphatase 6 regulatory ankyrin repeat subunit C-like
Exons: 10
Coding region: 256-1173 (305 amino acids)
Molecular function (GO): protein binding
Source: RefSeq, a predicted model, not a curated record